Triplophysa dalaica is the source of this 2402-nucleotide messenger RNA. It is a transcript of the gene dmrta2, whose product is annotated as DMRT-like family A2. Gene Ontology annotation, molecular function: RNA polymerase II cis-regulatory region sequence-specific DNA binding; DNA-binding transcription factor activity, RNA polymerase II-specific; protein binding. Bases 448 to 1767 code for a protein of 439 amino acids. The transcript is spliced from 2 exons. NCBI's taxonomy places the organism in Eukaryota, Metazoa, Chordata, Actinopteri, Cypriniformes, Nemacheilidae. Gene Ontology annotation, biological process: germ cell development; regulation of transcription by RNA polymerase II; sex differentiation. The record is from RefSeq and is a predicted model, not a curated record. Gene Ontology annotation, cellular component: nucleus.
CUCUCGAGGAAGUUAGUGUCUCACACUGACUCAAGCAGCAAACUCUGCUCUCUCAGACAGCUCUGUCUUACAGUCAUCUGAUCGUUUGGUUUAAGGUUAGCUUUAGGUUCCCAUUUGGUGGAAUUUUGUGUUUAAAAAUCCGCAUUUCUUUCAUUUCAACGUUUUUAUUCUUGAAGAAAGUAACAGUUUCUGGGGUUACUUGUGGACUUCGCGCAACAAGUUGAAGAUCUGGCGCAUUGGAAACUGGACUUCGAACAGCGUUUCUAGGUCUUGUUGAAAGUGCUCCUGUACAUUGCCAUUCGGGUUUUGCUGAAAAAAUUCGCAGUGUAUAGAUUCUGUCCAAUGCUUAUGAAACUUCUUUCCUUUACGCACACUUCUCUCCGAUCAAAUACUUCGGCUGCGCACGAAUUUUAACCCAUCUAUCGAUUGCCUGUUACUUCGGAAAAUAUGGAUCUUCGUCCAGAGAUCCCUCCCGCCGGCCAAGCAGGGUCGCAGGUUCAUGCAGGUGCCAUGGCUGCUGCUGCCGCCGCCUCCAUACCGGUUUCCAUGGCCAGUAGCCUAUUAAGGGGCCCUCCGCUGUUGCUUCGCGCUACGGAGAAGUAUCCACGGACGCCCAAGUGCGCCCGGUGCAGGAAUCAUGGCGUGGUAUCUGCGCUGAAGGGGCAUAAGCGCUACUGCAGAUGGAAGGAUUGCAUGUGCGCCAAAUGCACUCUGAUCGCUGAGAGACAGCGCGUCAUGGCAGCUCAGGUUGCGCUCCGCAGGCAACAGGCUCAAGAGGAGAACGAGGCGAGGGAACUGCAGCUGCUUUACGGCACAGCGGAGGGUCUGGCCCUGGCUGCGGCAAAUGGCAUAAUACCUUCCAGACAAAACUAUGAGGUCUUUGGGCAAGUUAACAACGACACAAACUCUGGUGACUCCCACAUUCAAAAGUUCGAGUUUUUCCCAAAAAACACAUUACAGCGAUCGGUGACCCCACAACAGGCUGUGGGAAAAUCACUAUCCACAGACACCGAAUCGGUUCCUGGGAUUUCAUCUCCAGAUAUGCGUCACGGCUCCGGGUCGGAAAAUGGUGACCGCGAAUCCAUCGUGAGCUCCCCCAUCGCCAAACCUCUGAAAGACGGAGAGGAGACUCCGGGCUCAAUCAGUCCCCUGGGCUCAGACUCCGGCUCGGAUACAGAUAAAGACGAGCAGGAGCCUUCGCCCUCAUCUGCAGCGUCGCGACAGAUGAACGCCAUUGAUAUCUUAACGAGGGUCUUCCCCAACCACAAGCGCAGCGUCCUUGAGCUUGUCCUACAGGGAUGCGGUAAAGACGUUGUGCAGGCCAUUGAGCAAAUCCUCAACAACAGCGGCCAAGCCAAGGGCCCGGAGGAGUCCUGGACGGCGGAGAGGAUGCUUCAGAACGCACAGCCGACCCUAUCCUCCACCCCGAGGCCUAUGUUACCUGGAACCAUGACGCUGAGCAACAGGUCUGCCUUCUCACCUCUGCAACACAACGCGCCGCACUUUGGUGCCGAUCCCAGCACAUAUCCUCUCAGUACGCAUUUGGGCCUGAACCCACUCCGACUGGCAUACUCGGCUCACAGCAGAGGUCUCGCCUUCAUGGCUCCUUACUCCACCACAGGCUUGAUGCCAACACUGGGCUUCAGGCCGCCAAUGGACUAUGCCUUUAGUGAUUUGAUCAGAGACAGGACUCUCUUACAUAAAGAUCAGAGCUACACCAAUGGACUCUACGGUCCUCUGGUCAACAACACUCCUGAGAAACCGUGAGCGUAUAUUCGACAGAACUACAAAGACAAUUGGGAGAGUGUUUCCCGAAUGUAGACAAAAGUGUUCAAUGUCUUUAAAUAAUCCAAGGCCUAAAGGUUCAUCGUUCAACGUCUCCAAAGACUCACGGGCCUCCUGUUUCCAGUUAUUGCAUUUAUGUAUAUAAAAUAUGUCUAGUUUAAAAAAUAAUACGGACUAACGUGUUUGGUGGUCGUGGCUUCUUUGAAGUUUGUGAUUUAUCAAAAAGAAAUGGUUACGCGUAAAGGUCAUAGUUUUUAUCCAUCUUACUCCAAUAUGGCUUUACUGACACUGCCACAUUGCAAUUGAGUCAAAAGUUUAGACCUUAAGCGGGGUAACCAUAGUAUUUUCAUGUAAAUUGUGUAUUUUAAAACUCCUCAUGUUUUUUCAAUCCAUUUAGAAUAUUUACAAAACGGUUUAUGCCCACGGGUGAUGAUAUAGAAUAAUUUGCUUCAUCAUUUGAAAGGGACUAUUCUAGCGUUAUUGUUAUUGUGAAACUUCUAUCAUUCCAUCCUUUCUGCUCCUCGUCUGUAAAAUCGUGCCAUGUUUUUUCAACAGAACGCUAAUUCUUUGGAUUCAAUAUGGUAAUGGCUCAAGUAGACAGUUGUAUUCCCUUUGUG